UUAAUAUUGUAGUUGUGUGCAGCAGGAGACGCGUCGUUUACCUCGAGCUCAAUUUUACAAUAAUGCUCUCGUUCAGGUAAAACUAAGUUAUAUUUUCUUUUGUUCGGGCUAUCUAGUGGUUACCAGAAAAGAUAUUCGCUGGCUCAUAAAUAAGAAAGAGAUUUCGUUAGUGUUGAAAUGCUGCUGCCAAAACACGUCUCUGUCUUUUGCCCAUGCCCUUGACAGCGACUGCCAAUGCGCCAUCGGAACGGAUUCGGGUUAAAAUGCCAAAGAGAUCUGCGGCUAUUCCCAAGCGUCGGACGCGAGGAGCGAUGAACCAGCCAGUGCUUGGGACAAGCGAUCGCAUCGAUUUGAAACCGGAAGAGGAACAGGAUAAUAUUCUCAGUAUGGACGGAGACGAAUUUGCCGAUCUGACGGGGUAUGACUAUGUGAUGAGUCUCGACUCGAGUCCAGAUGGCAGCUGCGUGGAAGUUAGCUGCAUCACCAUCGACCCCACCACUAACGCGACAGCCACGGCAGCUGGUACCUCGUCCAGGGACACCACUACCACUUGCAGAAAACGACUAGAGAGAUUUUUGGAGCAGCGACAGCUGAUCAAGGCGGUGCGCAAACGACGAGUCCUCUAUGAUAGCAAGAGUGCGCGCUUCCAGGACAGGGACUUCAAGAAUGAUGUGUGGCGUAGCAUUGCCAGACGCCUAUCCAUGGAGGUGGAAGACUGCGUUGAUAUGUGGACCGAGCUGCGCUUCAAAUUCCAGUGCCAUAAGCGUGACAUGUACAACUAUAAGCGGAAAAUUGUCCAGCGUCGUCCGCCCGGCAGCCGCCCCUUUAUGUUGCACGAGGAGGAGAUGCUGUUCCUGUACCCGCACGUGACCAGCGAUCCGUUGCAGCGGAAGCAGAGCGUAGCCGAGUCUGUCAGCGCUCCAGAGACUGAGUGCGCUGUUUUGCCGGUGGAUACCGCACAGCCAGUGACCAUUAUCGAUUUGGAUCUGGACGGAGACAGUUACCGGAUAACGCGCGAUAUACGUCAGCUAAUCCGUGCCGUAAAGUCCUAUCCCCAACUGUACGAUACGGCCCAUUCCAGCUAUAACGAUUACCGCCAUCGCGGCCUCAUCUGGGGCGCCAUAUCCAAUGAGCUGCGGGAAAAGGCCACCAAACUGAUGAAAUCCUGGCUCGUGCUGCAGACGCGCUACGAGUGGGAGGUGAACCAAGGCCCUGACGAAGCCUCCGAGCUGAUGAAAUUGAUGAUUUUCUUAAUACCACACGUGCCCCAGAUGAAAGAUUCGGUGUACAAGACUUCUCAGUACCUGGCAACCGCCUGGCACGAUCCCAUCGAGCAGUUUCGCAGUGUGAUGUCUCUGAUCAAUAUGCUGAAGAGCAAUCCAGAGCUGGUCCAGCUCACCGAUGAGUAUUUGCACCACAAGGCAAAGCCGGUGGCAUAUCACGAGCUCUGGCAGAAGGUCGCUUACCAGGUGGUGAGCACACCCCAAAGCUGUGAGGUCACCUGGCUGGUGUUGCGCUCCUUUCACAGCGAACUGGUUGAGAUGCGGCUGGCCGGCUAUAAGCUGCAGGAUAAAUGGUUCUUCGAGAGUACCAUCACCACGAUAUACAGGACGGUUGUGGAGCGCGCCGUGAACCGCGAGGGCCAGAAGAAGAACAUUGGCCUCGAUCCGAAUAUGCGAUCGCCCAUGGCCACUGUUGCCCUGCUGGACAGUAUGACGGACGAUACACAAAAAUCACAAAAGCCAGCACCACGUAUGCCGCUGGCUAUUGUCUAUCCGUCCGCUGCUGUAAAAGCCGUCUUUCAUACUCCAACCCAAACCAUUGGCUCCAGUAGCAGCAGCAGCAGCAGCACCACCACUAAAACCCCUACAAACCUAAGCAUCAGCUCAGUCAGCAGCAGUAGCAGCAGCAGCAGCAGCAGCAGCAGCACCACCACCACUAAAACCCCUACAAACCUAAGCAUCAGCUCAGUCAGCAGCAGUAGCAGCAGCAGCAGCAGCAGCACCACCACUAAAACCCCUACAAACCUAAGCAUCAGCUUAGUCAGCAGCAGUAUCAGCAGCAGCAGCAGCAGCAGCGCCAUCACCACCACCAGCACCACCACAAUGGCCACAGCCUCUAUAGCCACAAGUUCAGUGAGCACUUCCUGCCCCCCAAGCACCGGGAAUGAUGGCUUGAAGUGCAUGAACGUCUCGAAAACGAGGGUGUCCAUUCCGUCGGUUAAGAUGCCACCAAGGACUGUACCGGCUGUACAGGAUGGGAGUCCAGGGCCUAAAGUACUUGUGGUUCGUUGCAGUCUGCCGAUGCCGUCUCAAGCACCCGGAUAUGGGAUACGACCUGGACCUGCUCCUCCUGCUUCCCCUGCUCCUGCUCCUCCUGCUUCCCCUGCUCCUGCUCCUGCUCCUGCUCCUGCUCCUCCUGCUUCCCCUGCUCCUGCUCCUUCUCCUGCUGCUGCUCCUCCUCCUGCUGCCAUUAGCUUACCAUUAACAAAUCCGGCUGAUGUUGCCGGUCCAGCAAAAAAUGGAAAAAGUACAGGUACCCUGACAGCGACGACAUCGAUUAGUCCAAAAAAAGAAGCAGCAGCUUCAAGCGGAGCCUUGAAAAGAAAGCGACCGUUGACCAGUGGCAAUUACAGCAGCAGCAUCGAUAGUAUUGGCAGCCAGUCCUCGGCCAGCGAAAACGAAACGGAAACCGCAUCGGAGUCGAAUGAUGUGCAAUUGCCGGCAAUAGCAAACACCCGGCUGCAAAUGCAGAUCAUUAGCAACAUUAAAGUGGAGUUUGUGGAGGAUUCGGUAGAUGGCCACUCGCUGAAUAUUUAUGGCGGGGCCCUGACCAACCGCUACACACUGAAUAUGGCGCGUGUGGGCGCACUUAUUCGAGAGGUGAUGGGAAUACCGAUCCUGCACAGCAGCCAUCCGAAGUUGGCGAACAAGAAAUCCGAAUUUUGGGGCAGUGUGGCCAGGAAAUUCUCCAUGCCAGCCGAUGCCUGUCGCGCCAUUUGGAAAUUCCUGAGCGAAAACAUCAGCCUGUUCCCGGUGAUCGCGCCCAUGCCGAAGCUGAUGGGCUCCCACAAGGGCUACAACAAGAAUUGGGAGAAAUCCGAUCGCCUAUUCAGAAAAUUCGAAGAGGUUGCCCGCAAGAAUGAAUGGCGUAAGGUCAAGGACCAGCUGCCCCUACUCAUGAUGCACUUCCGCAUGUACGAGCAUCUGUACUUGGACAUGCGUAGGCCGCGGCCCGGCGAGACGCCUCAGCCGCCACGCGAAUACACCCAAGAGGAGCGCGACGAUGUAUGGCGGGUGGCCAAGACAAGGUUUCCCCAGAUCAAUCAUCAGGAAGUCUGGUCCACAUUUAAGUAUGCCUUUCGCAAUUACAUGGACGACCUGGAGAUAGGCAUUGAGAAUCCAUGGCCACGCCUGUGGUGGACGGCUUUCGAUCAGCUCAGAUUCCUUGUGAAUGUACGCUAUCAUCCGCUGGAGCCGUACUACUAUAUAAUCCACAACAAGAUCAGGGAGGAGGUGAAGCGUUGCAGUAUUUAUGAAAAGAUGAUAGCACAGCCCUUGCAGUCCAAGUUUUCGGCGCACAUUGACUGGGAGACAUUGCCCUGGGAUACCGAAGAGGCCAAGCGUUUGCUGACGGGUAAACUGAGAGUGGAAAAAGUCUUGCCCGAAAAUUCUGCUCCAGCUCCAGCUGCGCCUCCUGGUUCACCCCGGUCGCUUCUUCUUCCUCGUCCGACUCCCAAAGUAUUUGACGACACGACAAUGCCUGAUGUUAAAAUCAAUGGGCUGCAGCAGUUGGCCACGGCAGUCCAUACUUCGCCAAAAUUGAAACGUGUAACGGAGCGACACCUGCCGAUGAUAUCAGCCUUUGAGGUGACCAGUACUCUGCGGCGAUGUCCCAACACCUACCGCCAAGCCACCACCUUCGAGAAGCGCACUGCCUGGAUGCAAGCCUCCACAGAACUGAAUGCCACAGUGACUGAUUGCCGCUUGAGCUUUCAGCACGCGCUACGCGAAUCGCUUAUCCUGAAAAUCACUGAUCCACACAAGCAGUGCCAGAUGGGGCAGAACUAUUAUCGCCACAUGAAUGAGAUCUACAAGGAGGUGAAGCCACCGACACAGCCCGUCAGUGCCGGUCAGCUGUUGGUGCGAACGCCCCAGCAGCUCAACCAGACACUGGCCGAACCACCCCCACAGGAUAAGCAGUUGACGAAACGCUUCUUGCCCGAAAUAUCGCUGAACAGCUGCAGUCCCCGUCUGACGCUCAAGAACUGGUCCUAUGCCGUUGUUAGUUUCAGUCCUGAAAGCCAGUCAAAGCUGAUACAAAGACUGUCCACUAUGUUUGCCAAACAUGCGCAGGCAUCGAAAGAGGCGAAAGCCAGAAGCGAAUCCAGCAAAUAAAAUAUUCAUCAUGUUUAUGUUAUUGCUACAGUAUAGCAAUUUAUCUAUAAGUUCUAUGUUCUAUGAAGUUAUCAAAAUUUAUAUUUAUUUAUAAGAUGUACGUACAUUUAUCGCCAACCAUAAUCCGCCUUUAGUGCACUUUAAAAAACCUCCAUUAUCUGUAAAAAGAUUUAAAGCAAUAUCUUUACUUUUAGCUCAAACGGCAUCAGAGAUUUCUAUAGUUUAUAUCCAAAAAUUUCAAAAAGCGAGCAAUAAUAAAGCUUUGUUGAACAAACCAUCGAAUAAUCAUGUAUACAUAUA
Molecule: messenger RNA, 4697 nt
Organism: Drosophila miranda
Lineage: Eukaryota; Metazoa; Arthropoda; Insecta; Diptera; Drosophilidae
Gene: Hmr
Exons: 6
Coding region: 213-4397 (1394 amino acids)
Source: RefSeq, a predicted model, not a curated record